AACCAUUUCCCUCUCUUCGCUCUCCGUGCAACGAGAUGUUCUCGCCAGGAACGAAGAGACUGAGCUCGAGCUUGCGUGGACGCGUCCGGAACGCCCCCGAUUCGCCAUUGACUCCGGUCUCCGAGAACCAACUCCCUCACCGGCCGAGCACCGGCACUCCUGCUCCGUGGGCUCCUCGCUUGUCCGUUCUCGCCAGAAUUCCAGCAGGGAACAAAGUCAACAAAGAUGCUGAGGUUGAUCCGACCAAACCUGUAUUUGUUGGUGACUUCCCCCCAGCAGUGCGAGAUGAACAAGCGAGUAUUUUGCUGAAUCGUCUUCCUGGUUAUGUGCGAAUAUCUGGUGGGAUAGACCGUGCAACUUCCCUUACUUGGAUUAUCUGUCAAAAUAAGAUUUUCAUCUGGAAUUACUUAUCUCCUGCAACUUCUAAAAAGUGCAUUGCUCUUAAUAUUCCUACUAUCCUAUCUGAAGUUGGAGAUAAUAACAGAAAAGUAUAUGAUAGAUCCGAUUGGUUAGUCUGUGUUGUUAGCUGGGAUGGCACACACCACCGAAACAACAAUGUUACACAACAUUGCAACUCAGUCGGUAUCGUCAUGUGUAGCAAAAGAAGUCGAGCAGUUGUAUACUGGCCAGAGAUCUUCUCUGAUUCUGAAACUGAUCCAAUUACCAGUUUUGCUUCCUCCGAUGAGCUGGAUGGUUCUCCUGUUGAUGACAAGACUAGUGCGGAUAGCCUACAACGGCAUGGUAGGCUUGGAAAUGUUUCACCUGGAUAUGGCAUUUUCAACUCCUUAAUCGCUACUUCUAUUCCUGACAGCGGAAAAAAGUGUGUCGCCCUUGCGUGUAGUUCCAGCGGUGAGCUUUGGCAGUUUCAUUGUGGUCCAUAUGUAAUAAAUCGGAAAUUGAUAUAUAAGGAAACGGGCAGUUCUUUUUCGCAAGGCAAUGAUAUUGGCCAUAGUAUGGGCAGGAAGGUUGCUUUGAGAUCACUCGGAUGGCGUUCUCCCUCUGUUUCCUUGAAAGGAUCUUCUCAACAAUUCUUCCUGCUGACAGAUCAUGAAAUACGUUGCUUCAACCUUGAACUUGAUUUGGAAGUCUCAAACCUCUGGUCUCAGGAGAUUGUUGGGAAUGAUGGUGAUCUGGGUAUUAAGAAGGAUUUGGCUGGUCAAAAGAGAAUAUGGCCUCUGGAUUUGCAGGUAGACGAUGGUGGAAAAGUGAUCACUAUUCUUGUUGCAAUUUUCUGUAAGGAUAGGGUUAGCGGGUCAAGCUACACGCAGUAUUCUCUGCUGACCAUGCAAUACAAAUCUGGAGUAGAUGUGCCUUCGGGAGCUGUAGAGCCAUCGCACGAACGGAUUUUGGAGAAGAAGGCUCCUCUUCAAGUGAUAAUCCCCAAAGCAAGAGUUGAAGAUGACGACUUCUUAUUUUCAAUGAGGCUGCGGGUAGGGGGCAGGCCCUCAGGAUCUGCAGUUAUACUUUCUGGUGAUGGAACAGCAACUGUCUCCCAUUAUUACAGGAACUCCACCCGGCUGUAUCAAUUCGACCUGCCUCAUGAUGCUGGAAAAGUUUUGGAUGCUUCAGUUCUUCCAUCUACAGAUGAUUGUGAAGAAGGUGCUUGGAUUGUUUUAACUGAAAAGGCGGGAAUGUGGGCAAUACCUGAAAAGGCCGUCAUACUUGGUGGAAUAGAACCACCAGAGCGAAGUUUGUCACGGAAAGGGAGCUCAAAUGAAGGAUCUACAGAAGAAGAGGGAAGAAAUCUUACUUUUGUUGGCAAUGUUGCUCCAAGAAGAGCUAGUUCUGAGGCUUGGAAUGCUGGGGAUCGACAAAGAGCUGUUAUGACUGGCAUAGCACGCCGAACCGCUCAGGAUGAAGAAGCAGAAGCCUUGCUUGGUCAUCUUUUUAAUGACUUCCUGAUGUCUGGGAAAGUUGAUGGCUCACUGGAGAAACUCCGAAAUGCCGGGGCAUUUGAAAGGGAAGGAGAGACAAAUGUUUUUGUGAGAGCUAGCAAAUGCAUUGUUGAUACCUUAGCUAAACACUGGACAACAACCAGAGGUGUUGAGAUGGUGGCCACGGCAGUUGUCUCUACGCAACUUAUGGAUAAGCAGCAAAAGCAUCAGAAGUUUCUUCAAUUUCUUGCUCUGUCCAAAUGUCAUGACGAACUGUGUGCCAGACAGAGAAAUUCGCUCCAGAUUAUUUUGGAACAUGGUGAAAAGCUGGCUGGCAUAAUUCAACUGAGGGAACUGCAGAACAGGAUAAGCCAGAACCGUUCUAGUGGAGUUGGCUCACCUUUUCCUGGAUCAGAGAGUGAUGCUUCAGGUGCUCUUUGGGAUCUGAUUCAAUUGGUUGGGGAGAGAGCCCGUAGAAAUACUGUUCUUCUGAUGGACAGAGAAAAUGCAGAAGUAUUCUACAGUAGGGUUUCUGAGCUUCAAGAAGUUUUUUAUUGCUUGGAGAAACAACUAGACUUUUUGGUCAAUGUAGAUCUGCCACUCGAGAUUCAGAUCCAAAGGGCUUUUCAACUCUCAAAUGCUUGUGUCACAAUAGUUCGAACUGCCAUACAAUUCAGAAGUGAUACUCAGUUCUGGUAUCCACCACCAGAAGGCUUAACACCUUGGUAUUGUGAGCCUGUGGUUCGUAAUGGGCUGUGGGGCAUUGCCUCGUGCAUGCUUCAUCUGUUGAAUGAAGUGACAACGAGGGUGGAAUCCUCUGUAAAAUCAGAAAUCUUCACUCACCUGCAGAUGCUGACCGAAGUUCUACUUGAGGCUUAUGCUGGGGCUAUCACUGCAAAAGUUGAGCGUGGAGAGGAGCAGAGAGGCCUGUUAGAGGAGUAUUGGAACAGGAGGGAUACCCUUCUUGAUUCUCUUUACGAACAAAUGAAAAACUUAGCAGCAGCAAGGCAAAAGGACCUUAAUGAAGGAAAUGGACAGGAGAAUGAGAACUUUCAAAAUCUCUCAGCACAAUUGCUGGGUGUAGCAAAAAGGCAUGAAGGUUAUAAGACUCUGUGGAGCAUAUGUCGUGACCUCAAUGACUUUGGCCUACUUAAAAAUCUCAUGCGCGACAGCAUGGGACCAAAAGGAGGGUUUAGUUAUUUUGUCUUUGAACAACUAUACGAGAGAAAGGAAUUUUCAAAGCUUUUAAGACUUGGGGAAGAGUUUCCAGAAGAGUUGUCAAUUUUUCUCCAGCAAUAUCAUGAUCUCUGCUGGCUACAUGAAGUGUUUCUUCAUCAGUUCUCGUCAGCUUCAGAUACGCUUCAUGGAUUGGCUCUUUCUCAAGAUGGGGGAAGUAUUUCGGUAGCUGAAGAUGGGGUUGAACCAAGGGAUUUGAAUCUGGCACUGUCCGAUAGAAAACGUUUUCUGAAUCUCUCAAAGAUAGCUGCUUUAGCAGGUAAUGAUCCUGAUGCUGAGAUAAAGAUGAAACGCAUUGAGGCUGAUUUGAGAAUUCUGAAGUUGCAGGAAGAGAUUAUGGACCUCGAUAUCGAAGCGAAGCAAAACAUUCAGCAGCAGCUUCUCCCCCCCGGUGAUCUGAUCAAGUGGUGCCUUAAAAGCGGUAGCGCAGAGCUUAUCCUGCGUGCUUUUGAUAUAUUUGCAUGGACCAGCUCCUCUUUUCGCAGGUUUCACAAAAGCCUUUUGGAGGAGUGCUGGAAAAGCGCUGCCGAUCAGGACGACUGGGGAAAACUUCAUCAAGCAUCGACCAUCGAAGGCUGGAGUGAUGAGGAGACAUUGCGUGUCCUUAGAGAUACUGUGCUUUUCCAGGCUUCAAGCCGGUGCUACGGGCCCGAGGCAGAAACUUUUGAAGAAGGGUUUGAGGAAGUGCUGCCAUUGAGGCAAGAAAAUAUGGAGCCAUCUGUUCUAAAGGAGCCGGUGUCUUCUGUGGAAGCAAUAUUGAUGCAGCACAAGUAUUUUCCAGAUGCAGGAAAACUUAUGCUGAUGGCAAUUGAGUUGGGCAGUGUUCGGAGCGGUAUUGACUGUGAAGAGGGUCCUUCGCCCGUGGAGUGAUAACUGUCAGACCAACUGAUAUUACCUGUCCUGCUUAUAUCCUUGUACAUUGCAAAUGAUUCUCAUGUUCUCAUGGCACGAUCAUCCAGGCAUCCGCGUUUGUUUUUCGAGGUUUUUGAGAACUGUUGAAGCAGAUGUGGUGCAACUUAACAUCUAAUUGAGCUUUAGCAGAUGAGUCGUGUGUUAUCUGCAAACUGCAGUGGAAUG
Rhodamnia argentea is the source of this 4187-nucleotide messenger RNA. RefSeq names its product nuclear pore complex protein NUP133. Gene Ontology annotation, cellular component: nuclear pore outer ring. Gene Ontology annotation, molecular function: protein binding; structural constituent of nuclear pore. Gene Ontology annotation, biological process: poly(A)+ mRNA export from nucleus; transcription-dependent tethering of RNA polymerase II gene DNA at nuclear periphery; protein import into nucleus. Bases 36 to 3980 code for a protein of 1314 amino acids. The record is from RefSeq and is a predicted model, not a curated record. Lineage: Eukaryota; Viridiplantae; Streptophyta; Magnoliopsida; Myrtales; Myrtaceae. The transcript is spliced from 8 exons.